AUGUCUCAGGAGGGGUCCCCAGAGGGUUCCAGCUCAGAGGAUCCUGCCCUCAGCCCCCACUGCAUGGCUGCACUUUUCCAGGACGAUGUGGAAGCCAGCUCCGGGUCAGGCUUGACACCACACUGGCCAGGGGCAAGCUCUGGGGUCCGAGUUUGGCCUGGCAGCAGGAAGAGGGUCCUGAGGGAAGAGACCCAUCGAGGUACCCGCUCCCAGGCUGGAGGUGCUCCUGGGGCGGGCCUGGAGGCUGAGGCCCACUCGAUGGCCCUGGAGCUACAAGGCAAGGGACUGAGUCAGGAGUUGGUGCCUGGCCCCCAGCUCCUCUCCCAGCCACCCAGAAUGUCUGCUCAGGGGAAGGCUCCGGCCUUCAGGAGGCUCCAGGUUUCUCUGCAUGACAUCUUCGCUGAAAGUUGGCCCAGGAACCCUUGUCCCGUGUGUUUGGGUUUUCCAGAGAGAGCUUUGGUUGGCAGGGAGAGGCUGGGAGGGGUGGGGAGGAGGAGGAGCUGCCCCGGGCCAGGAGAGGCGGGAGGAGGUUGGAGUGAUGAAAGGGGCCCUACCCUCAGUAAAGAGCGGCCUCCCAAAAGGAGGCUACCAUCCUCCCCAGGCCCAGCCCCUAUGGGGGCAAGAAAGAACUGCAGGAAGUAUGAGACCUGCUCAGAGGGUGGGGAGGGGGCAGGAGGCUUCUUGUGGUCUGGUCAGAGCCCUGGUGGGGACAAUCCCCCGUGUGAGGGAGACCCCCCACCAGGGGCUGACAUGGGGUCCUUGGGAGACCUUUGUGGUCCUCUCUCUCCCAACGACACUGGGCCUGGGUCAGGAGAUCCAGGUGGAACUUGUGUGGGAUGUGUCUCAGGGACUGCGAAGUUUGAAUAUUUGCCUGCUGCAGAGAACGGGGUCCAGCCAGGCAGCCCCUCUGACCCUGUAGGGGUCCUACCACCUGAUGGAGGGGAAUCCCUCAGGCCAGCUGUCUGGGAUCCUAGCUCUGCACUAGGCCUUGGAGCAUCUGGAAAGGCCUCCACAGUGUGGCGAGAAGCUGAGCACCUAGUCGGGGCUGGCUGUGAUGAUGGCCCUGCUGUCUCACACAUUCAGGAGGAGCUAGAGGUCAAGGCUCAGCCAGAGUCCAGGGGGAGGCUGGGAGAAGGACCCCCUGCUCCCACUGACAGCCCCUCCAGCUCCUUGGAGCCUACAACCAGCAGGGCUCACUCGGGCCCAUCCAUGGGACAGAGAAGUUCCAAGUAUGCUAAGAAGUCGAGGAGAGGCCCAGUGUCCAGCGCCCAGCAGCAGGGCGCAGACAGGAGUGCGGAUGACUUCAGCGAGGACCAGCCAGACAAAUCCCACCCAGAAAGCUUCCCCAGACCGGAGGAAAUGGAAAUGCCCCAUGGGGUGAAGCACGUGUGUUACCUUGGUUGUGGGGCAGUGCUCCACCUCCUGGGGGCCCUCCGCUGUGGCCAGGCAGGGGAGCCGCAGCCCCCAAAGCUGGAGGUGCUGGAGGACAUGAUGGAGGUCAGCUUAGCAUCGCCUGUCCAGAGACCCAGAAGGAAGGAAAGGCCCAUGGUCCAAGGCCCUGCCAGGUGCCAGUGCGGCCCAGUGGAGGCUGAAGAGGAGGAACCUGGUGAACAGGAUGGGGGAGAGGACUCAGCUCAGCUUCAGCCCCAACAGGAGAAGCUGUCCCUGGAUGUCGGGGUCCGGGCUACGGUGGUCCAUGCCUUACAGGAGGUGCUGCGGAAUCGCCUCCAGGAGCUCCCAGAUCUGGUGCUGAGUGAGGAGGCGGUGGAGGGCAUGGCUGCUGGCAUUGAGACAGCCCUCUUCGAUCUGACACAAGCCACCAGCUGUCGCUACAAGACCAAGUACCGCAGCCUGCUGUUCAACCUGCGUGAUCCCCGGAAUCCGGACCUGUUUCUCAAAGUAGUUCGGGGAGAUGUCACCCCCCACAACCUGGUGCGGAUGAGCUCCACCCAGCUGGCCCCCCAAGAGCUGGCCCGCUGGCGGGACCAGGAAGAGAAGAGGGGCCUGGAGAUCAUUGAGCAGCAACAGAAGGAGUCGUGCAGCCUCCCAGCCUUCAAACUGACCCACAAGGGUGAAGUAGAGAUCCCGCGCGACAUGGACCAGACGCUGACCCUGGAGGACCUGGUGGUACCCAUGGUGUCCAUAGAUGACAGUCCACCGGCCCUGGCAGCCACGUCGAAAGCCACCACAGAGCAGGACGAGGACACCACAGGGCAGCACGAGCACCACUUCCUGGACCCCAGCUGCCGCAUCUGCCUGGACUGGAAGCCCUCGUGUGAGCUGCCAAGCUCUUUCAAAGCUACUAAAAGGAUAGGGGACAGUAUCUUCAAGAGAGCUCCAAGCCCAGCCCUCCCAUCCUCUCCAGAGACGCCCCAAGCUAGGGAGAAGCCUCCCACACAGCUCCAGGACAGGGUCCCUCUCUCUAGGCUCCAGAUGCCUGCCGGGCCCACAAAGGCUCUGCCCAGCCAGCCGCCCUGGGAGGGAGCUUUGGACAUGUUCUCCAUCAAGCGGUUCAGGGCCAAGGCCCAGCUGGUGUCUGGAAACAGCUGUCGGCUCCUCACGACCCUGCCUGAGGUGAUCCGUUCGGCAGGCUGCAUCCCCUCUGGUACUGUCUGGGAACUUUUGGCCAGCGUCUGCCCGGCAGAGGCCAAGGACAUCUGCGUGGUCAGACUGUGCCCGCACGGGGCUCGGGACACCCAGAACUGCCGUCAGCUCUAUUCCUACCUCAACAACAAACAGCGCCACGGCCUGGCAGCUGUGGAGCACGUGGGCAUGGUCCUGCUGCCCCUGCCCGCCUUCCAGCCCCUGCCCCCCAGACUGCGCCCUCUUGGAGGCCCCGGCCUGGAAGCUGCUCACUCAAGCCUGGUCCUGGCUGUGCUGCUCCCCAAGGCAGGACUUCCACACACAGCGGAGUCCAGCCCUUUGUGGGGGAAGGUUCGAAAGAUGGUCUCCUUCAACAGAAAAGUGGAGAGGAGGAGCUAUCAGCCAGAGGACAGGAGUCCCAGCGUGGCCUUGAAGGGCUCCCCUUCCCCAAAGGGUGCUCCGCUGCCGAACCAGGACGCGGGCAGCCUGGAUCCAAAGGGAAUUUGUGCUUGGCACAGGCCUUCCAGAGGCAGGGAGAGACUGUGGGGAGAGCCAGAGGCCUGGCAGGGUCCUCGGCGAGGGCAGUGGUCCCCCAAACCAGGCUGGUGCCAGUCAUGGCAUCUCCAUUCAGCAGCACCAUCUGGCCCCGGCCAGCACCUCCACAGGGCCUCCUGUCCCCACCAGGCCCUGCUCCAGCAUCUGGAAUCCCUGGUGUCCAUGAGCCACCAGCUCCAAGCCUCGCUGAGCUCCCCAGGCCAGGGGCUCUUUCCCCCAAACCCUGCCCAGCCCCCUGAAGCCCCUGGAAUUCUUGGCCUAUUUUGCCAGCCCCCUGCAUCUCCAGAGCCCCCUGGACAGGCUCCUGACUCUUUGGGUCCUACAGAUGGAGCUGGUUCUGAGUGUAUCCUCCCUAGAGAGACCUGA
Molecule: messenger RNA, 3504 nt
Organism: Enhydra lutris kenyoni (northern sea otter)
Lineage: Eukaryota; Metazoa; Chordata; Mammalia; Carnivora; Mustelidae
Product: SPOC domain containing 1
Exons: 14
Coding region: 1-3504 (1167 amino acids)
Biological process (GO): DNA-templated transcription
Cellular component (GO): nucleus
Source: RefSeq, a predicted model, not a curated record